Molecule: messenger RNA, 1629 nt
Organism: Penicillium verhagenii
Lineage: Eukaryota; Fungi; Ascomycota; Eurotiomycetes; Eurotiales; Aspergillaceae
Gene: aspE
Product: septin
Exons: 2
Coding region: 1-1629 (542 amino acids)
Biological process (GO): cytoskeleton-dependent cytokinesis
Cellular component (GO): cell division site; septin complex; microtubule cytoskeleton
Molecular function (GO): GTPase activity; GTP binding; molecular adaptor activity
Source: RefSeq, a predicted model, not a curated record
AUGGCAACUCCAACUUCCUCGCGCGCGCCCUCCGAUGCUGUGCCUUCCAUCAUCCCCGAUCAAACCCUCAACGCUCGUCGUACCUCGCUCGGUUUUCUUCGUCGCUCCAAAUCCACCGAACCAUUGGGAGAACAACGCAAAGCAUCCGCUAGUCGCAAGAAGAUGACAAAGUCCCAAAUGAUGGAGGAGGAAAUGCGCCGUCAGCGGGAGUCCUACGCCCCCAAAAUCGCCCCUCGUUUGCCGGAUUUCUCCCCCACCCCGCAGCUGGAGACCUUUGGAGGUGAAGAACGUGAUUCCCUGAAGGUUCAACCUACUUCGCCUCGUCCUAACUCUGGUUUUGCUGUUCCCACCGCUCCACCCCCGCCUACCGAAGCUAUGGAUCCGUACGCUCGAACCGAAAGCAUGACCCAUAGAGGCCGUUACAGCUAUGCUAGUAGUGCUGUCAGUACCGUCAACAGCCCGCGUCGAGUCCGACGUCGCAAGGAUCCCACUUCUUAUAAUAUCUUGGUGGUUGGCGCGCGCAACUCCGGCAAGACCGAGUUCCUGAACUUCCUCCGCAAGUCACUCGCCAUGCCAGCGCAUAAGCACCCCACGCGAAAUGCCGACGAACUGGAGGAGCUAGAGCGCCAAACCUCCACCUACGAGGGCUUCACGUCGCAGUAUCUCGAAACCGAAUUCGAUGGCGAACGUGUCGGCCUGACCCUGUGGGAUUCCAACGGCCUCGAGCGCAGCAUCGUCGACAUCCAGAUGCGCGCCGUGACCGGUUUCUUGGAGAGCAAGUUUGAAGAGACUCUCGCAGAAGAAAUGAAGGUGGUGCGCUCCCCGGGAGCUCGCGACACCCACAUCCACUGCACCUUCUUGCUGCUGGAUCCCGUUCGCCUCGACGAGAACAUCGCUGCCGCCGAACGUUUCGCCAACGGUACCCCCAAGGCCACCGACACCCCCGUACUAGGUGUCUUGGAUCAGAACCUGGAUCUGCAGGUGCUGCGCACCAUUCUGGGCAAGACCACCAUUGUGCCGGUCAUCAGUAAGGCGGACACCAUUACGUCCGCCCACAUGGGUUUCCUGCGCAAGGCCGUCUGGAACAGCCUCAAGAAGGCCAAUAUUGACCCGCUAGAGAUCUUGACUCUAGAGGACCAGGAAGAAUAUACUUCCUCAGAGAGCGCCGACGAGGAGUCCAUAAAUGAGACUGAUGCCCCCGAACACGAAGCCGAAACCGAUUCCGCAGAACCCUCCGAGACCAAGGGCGAGCUGACUCGCACACCGUCCACGCGCAGCCAGAGCACCCAGAAGUCUGUCGCAUCAUUGGGUCCUGCCAAUCCCCACGUGCCAUUCUCCAUCCUUUCCCCGGACCCACACUCUCUGGCAUCUGGGGAAGAACCGGUCGGUCGCCGAUUCCCUUGGGGUUUCGCCGACCCUUACAACCCCGAACAUUGCGACUUUGUCCGACUGAAGGACUCCGUGUUUACGGAGUGGCGCUCCGAGCUACGUGAAGCUAGUCGUGUGAUUUGGUACGAGCGCUGGAGAACUAACCGUCUCAACCGUAACGGCCAGCCCGUAUCUUUGCCUUCCAAGUCUUACGGCGGUCGCAAGGGACCCGGUCUUCAUGAUGGUCGUCGUACACGUUAA